UUUGGGCGAGUUAGAUUAAAAGAGCUGUGGGGGAGAAAUUGUCACGGAUUCAUACGGUGAAGAGAAACAGGACAACAAUGGCGUCCGACGGCUGCUGCCAGUUCUUAGAGAUUAUUCUCGCUAUUCUUCUCCCGCCGCUAGGCGUCUUCCUACACUAUGGAUGUUGCAGCUUGGAGUUUUGCAUCUGCGUUCUCCUCACCAUCCUCGGAUACAUUCCAGGCAUGAUCUACGCAAUCUAUGUGAUCACCGUUGUCAAUCCUGAGAGGCACCAUCGGGAUUAUUACGAACCGAUCGUCGCCUAGGUUAGAGGAUGCUCGUUCCUCGUCCUCCAUCCGUUGUGCAGUUUGUGUUUUCCCCUUUUAUGUUUAUCAAAAUGUGUCGAUUUACUCGUAAUUGUUGUUUAUUAACAGAAUCUAAGAGAACAGCUUGCCGUUGUUAUCUUCUGUUGUCACGUUUGAGUGGAAUAAAGUGUUUUGUUUAAGUUGGAUUCUGUGAUUUCUGUGUUUAUAUUGUGCGGAAGGGUUGAUCUGUAAAUUAAACCUUACCUUUUGGAACC
Messenger RNA from Phalaenopsis equestris, 556 nucleotides. RefSeq names its product hydrophobic protein OSR8-like. The coding region runs from base 78 to 302 and encodes 74 amino acids. Gene Ontology annotation, cellular component: membrane. The record is from RefSeq and is a predicted model, not a curated record. The transcript is spliced from 2 exons. NCBI's taxonomy places the organism in Eukaryota, Viridiplantae, Streptophyta, Magnoliopsida, Asparagales, Orchidaceae.